Diprion similis is the source of this 1221-nucleotide messenger RNA. Its product is annotated as CD63 antigen-like. NCBI's taxonomy places the organism in Eukaryota, Metazoa, Arthropoda, Insecta, Hymenoptera, Diprionidae. The coding region runs from base 272 to 991 and encodes 239 amino acids. Gene Ontology annotation, cellular component: membrane. The transcript has 5 exons. The record is from RefSeq and is a predicted model, not a curated record.
UGUCCCCAGCCGCUGGGAAAAUCGUUCGCCUAGUUGUUAACUCGGGUCGCUUCGGGCAAUUUUGUUCGUAUAUCAAAGUAGUUGCGUUGCGUUAGCCAGAAUUCUAGAGCCAAGAGCCAAGAGCCAAGAGUGAACGUCGCGCUUAGUCAGUUGGCUCCGGUACUUGUUCAGAGUUAGAACAAUCCGCGACGUGAUUCUACCGGUGCGGGUGUAAUUUUUUUACGAUAAAUUCUUCUCGAUUUUAAAUCACACGAUAUAUCGUUAAAUCAAGAUGAGUUGCGCGUGUGAAUGCAUAAGAUGGCUACUUUUCGCCUUCAAUUUCAUAUUCUCGCUGGUGGGUUUGCUCCUCCUUGGCCUUGGCGUUUGGAUCCAUUUGGAAUUGGACGACUACCAGAAAAUUAGCGAAAGCGUUGGGGCUCCAGCUAUCGGUCUGAUAAUCCUCGGCUCGAUAGUGUUCGUGAUUGCAUUCUUCGGAUGCUGCGGAACUAUAAGGGAGAAUCACUGCAUGGUUGUGACGUUCGCCGUCUUCCUUCUGGCUAUCCUGAUCAUCCAAAUCGCCAUCGGUGUCUGGGCCUUCCUCAUAUACAAAGAUGUCGGUACCGAUGAGUGGAAAUCGAACAUCACCACUGCUUACAAAGACAUAUUUGCGAAAUACUGGUCAAGCGACGAUGACCGGGCCAUUGUUGACGUAGUACAGACUCAGUUGAAUUGCUGCGGAGUGAAUUCGGCUGCGGACUAUUCCAGCAGCUCUAACGGCACCAUUCCAUGGAGUUGCUGCGGAAAUGCUGAGGGUGUCAGUUGCUCCUCAUCCACGUCAACGAUAUACACAACUGGAUGUCUCGAUGCGCUCGAGAAUAUUUUCGGAAAAUUCGCACAGAUCAUUGGCGGAAUUGCCAUCGGCGUUGCUGCAACUGAGUUGGUCGGCAUAAUAUUCGCCCUGUGUUUGGCAAACUCGAUCAGGAACGACGACCGAAGAGGCUACAGGGUGUAAAUAUAACUCAAAAAAUGUAAAUCGAUCGAAGAAAAUACCGCGUGGAGAUCGAACAUUCUGUGUAACAUUCAAAAACCAAUUUCAAUUCAAUUUCGUUGGUAAUUUGCACUGUAUAACUCUUCUUCUGCACGCGGCGUGCGAGGGAGGAUUGGUCGGAGUUCGUCUUGUCAAGUUCGAGAAAAGCAUUUGAAAAACGAGGAAAGAAAGGAAAACCACAAACAAAUUCAAGA